This is a messenger RNA of Closterium sp. Naga37s-1, 960 nucleotides long. The record is from the annotation of a GenBank genome assembly. Lineage: Eukaryota; Viridiplantae; Streptophyta; Zygnematophyceae; Desmidiales; Closteriaceae.
AUGGCUCAAGCACUGAGCGGCUCAGCCUCCGUAGUUUCACAAUUCGCUGUCCCCGCAGCUGACGUGUCGACCCAUCUCCGUAAAGGACCAGUGGCUGCCACGUGGCACGCUACUGCAACAGAUGGCGUUGCGGCCCGGGCUUCCGCUCUUCCAGCACUGCGUGCCCGACACGCGACCAGAGGAGCCUCGUUGAGAGUUCGCGCAUCGACGCCAGUGGAUUAUGACUCCUCACAGGAUGCAACGGAGACGGAGGAGGAAGGAACUGACUCCGCUGCUGUCUCCAUCGAGCGCAUUUUGAAGCAGGCGGCGGACGCGUACCAGUCGGAGGACGAGGCGGCGGUGGCGACGGUGGAGGCGCAGCUGCGCGCCAUGGAGGCCGACCGCCAGGGCCUCGCUGAGCGCCUUGAGUCGCUCACAACUGAGAUCUCAUCGGCCAAGGACCGUUUUCUGCGGCUGAAUGCGGAUUUUGACAAUUUCAGGAAGCGGUCGGAGCGGGAGAAGCUGGCCAUGGCGGCCACGGUGCGCAGCGACGUGGUGGAGGCGCUGCUGCCCAUGAUCGACUCGUUUGAGCGCGCUAAGGACAGUGUUAAGGCGGAGACGGAAGCGGAGAAGAAGAUCGACGGUGCUUACCAGGGGAUCUACCGGCAGUUUGUGGAGGUGCUGCGAGGGCUUGGCGUGGCUGCCGUGGAGACGGUUGGCAAGGAGUUUGAUCCCAAUGUGCACGAUGCCAUCAUGCGGGAAGACUCCACAGAGUUCCCCGAGGGGGUGGUCACUCAGGAGUUCCGCAAGGGCUUUGUCAUCGGGGAGAAGCUCAUCCGCCCCUCCAUGGUCAAGGUUUCCGCCGGCCCAGGGCCCGCUGGUGCUGGUGAAGCUGCUGCUGCUGAUGGUGCUGCUGCUGCUGCUGCUGGUGAUGGUGUGUCGGAUGGAUCAGAAGCAGAGGGUGGGGAGAAGUCGGAGUAG